Alternaria atra is the source of this 654-nucleotide messenger RNA. RefSeq lists its product as uncharacterized. Gene Ontology annotation, cellular component: endoplasmic reticulum; cis-Golgi network; membrane. NCBI's taxonomy places the organism in Eukaryota, Fungi, Ascomycota, Dothideomycetes, Pleosporales, Pleosporaceae. Gene Ontology annotation, biological process: protein retention in ER lumen; endoplasmic reticulum to Golgi vesicle-mediated transport. Gene Ontology annotation, molecular function: ER lumen protein retrieval receptor activity. The record is from RefSeq and is a predicted model, not a curated record. The transcript is spliced from 4 exons. Bases 1 to 654 code for a protein of 217 amino acids.
AUGAACCUCUUCCGAUUGUUGGGGGAUUUGUCCCACUUGCUAUCCAUCCUAAUUCUGCUGCAUAAGAUGAAGGUGUCAAGCAGCGCGUCUGGCAUCUCGUUCAAAUCGCAAUUCCUCUACCUGAUUGUCUAUCUCACGCGUUACGUCGACUUACUAUGGACCUUUUACGAACCGAAGUCGCUCUACAACACCAUCUUCAAGAUCAUCUUCAUCAGCACAUCGGCCUAUACCGUCUACCUCAUGCUCAACGACUACAAACCGACGCACGACCCGAAUCUAGACACAUUCAAGGUGCAAUAUCUGCUGGGAGCGAGCGCAGUGUUGGCGAUACUUUUCCCGUACAAGUACACCUUCACCGAGAUACUCUGGGCUUUCUCCAUCUGGCUGGAAUCAGUGGCUAUUCUGCCCCAGCUCUUUAUGCUGCAGAGAACCGGCGAGGCGGAGACGAUUACGACACACUACCUCUUUGCGCUGGGUGCUUACCGGGCUCUGUAUAUCCCCAACUGGAUCUACCGUUACUUCUUCGAGGUGCCCAAGUUCUACGACCCGAUUGCGGUGAUUGCUGGUAUCAUCCAGACCAUCUUGUACUCUGAUUUCUUCUACAUUUACUACACCAAGGUCAUCCAAGGCAAGAAGUUCAACCUGCCCGUAUAG